Molecule: messenger RNA, 533 nt
Organism: Racocetra fulgida
Lineage: Eukaryota; Fungi; Glomeromycota; Glomeromycetes; Diversisporales; Gigasporaceae
Source: the annotation of a GenBank genome assembly
CCCUAAACAUCUGUACCAGGAUGGUGGUGGUGUUGGCAGUAAUAACGCGGGCAAAAAAAGCCUUGAACAAUUGUACCAAAAUGGCAGAGCUAGUAAUAAUAGGGGCAACAGCCCUGAACAAUCGUACUGGGAUGGCAGCAGUAGUAAUAUUGGGGGCAAAAGCUCCGAACAAUUGUACCGGGAUGGCAGUAGUAAUAUUGGGGGCAAAAGCCCUGAACAAUUGUAUCGGAGUGGCAGUAAUAAUAGCAGGGUCGAAAGCCCUGAACAAUUGUACCGGGAUGGCAAUAUUAAUAAUAGAGUUGAUAGCCUUGAACAAUUGUACCGAGAUAACGGUAAUGAUAGUAAUUCGGGCAAAAGCCCUGAACAAUUGUAUCGGGAUGGCGGUGGUAAUAAUAUGGGCAAAAGCCCUGAACAAUUGUACUGGGAUGGCGGUGGUAGUAAUGCGGGCAAAAGCCCUGAACAAUUGUACCGGGAUGACAGCGAUAGUAGUAAUACUGGUAAAUUUCUUUUUAUUGCGGUUUUUCCUUUAUUUU